GCAGGAUCACACUUGGAUGAAACCCUCCAUAGGCGUCGUACACUCGCGUGUUGUGUCCCUGCCAAUUUUCCGAUGGCUACAGCAAUGUUAGUUUUCUGGUUGCGUGGAAACUAAAAAGCUGCAUUGAGCAAGCACUCAAUUCAAGGUGCAUUGCGCGCCGUUGGUUUGGCGAUAUGCAACAGAGGACCCCAUGGAAGCGACCGAAUUCCAGUUUGGAGUGGAAUGAAUAAUUAUCUAUUUUGAAGAUUUAAAGUGGGCGUCUUGAAACUAAAGUGAUUCGGUUGAGUGUCACACGCCAUGCGAAGGAGGGGGAGAACGUUAAAGAUGCUUGACAGCUAUUGGGGAGGUUGACACUGGCUCCGCCCCUUCACCCAGGUUGGUCUUCCCUGGAGCAUGCCCAUAUCCCACCAUGCACCUGCUGGCGAGCGGCUGGCUACUGCGCCAUUCGGUGGUCAUGUGUCUGCUGCUGCACAGCGUGGUGCUGAUGACCUGCUUCCACCACGCCGCCACCAGCUGCUCCCAGGGCUGCUACUGCUCUGAGAGUGACGGCCGUGGAAAGACGGUGCGCUGCAGCAACCUGCGUCUCACGGAGAUCCCCCAGGACCUACCCAAUGACACACGGCGCAUCUACCUGGACUUCAACCUGCUCACCGAGGUCCCCAGCAAUGCUUUCCGGGGUCUGCCCCUGCUCAGCGAGCUGGACCUCUCCAACAACGAGCUGGCCAAGCUGGAGCGAGGGGCCUUCAGGAGCCUGGGGCCCUCGCUCACCUUCCUGGACUUGUCUUCCAACAAAUUGGUCAACUUUAACCCUGAGGCCUUUGAGGGGCUGCGGGCGCGCGCCAACCUGACCAAUAACCCGUGGCACUGCGACUGCAGCCUGCAGAUGUCCAUGCCCCACAUUGACCUGGAGCCCCUCUCGCUGACGGGCAUCGUGUGUGAGACGUCAGAUCCGCCCGACAUGGGGGCGGAGGGUGUGCCCUUCCUGCUGGCCCAGGACCUGGACCUGUGCGUGGUGAUGAAGAAAACCACGGACGUGGCCAUGCUGGUCACCAUGUUCGGCUGGUUCACCAUGGUCAUCUCCUACCUGGUCUACUACGUCCGGCACAACACGGAGGACGCCCGCCGCCACCUGGAGUACCUCAAGUCUCUGCCCACCAAGCCGGGCCCAUCCGAGGCCUCUUCUACUGUCAGCACUAUGGUAUAGCCCAGGACCAGGAGAGCCCAGAUGGGGGCUUAGGCUGGAGGGCUAAGUCUGCCAGAGGAGGUGGUUAUUAUAGGGCCGUAACCUGGCUGCACCCACACUUCAGGCCAUUCAGUGCCAGCCAAGGAGAGUUCUGUCUGGCUUUUAGGUGGGUGCCACAGCGGCACUAGGAUUUGUGUCCAUAUAUGCAGGAAGCCCAUCCAGACUUGGGCACCGUACAUAACCCAGAUUAAUAAUUGAACCAGGAGUGGCCCAUUAUCAAAAUUGUGCCUGUGAAGGGUCCUUUGGCCAUAUAAAACAGCAAACAGAACAACAGGAUAGCAACACACAUUAUGAACAACUCUGUCAUUCCGUAUCCUUCCAUGUAACAAUUAUUGUUUUCCAUACAACAUCCAUAUAGUAUACGCAGUCCAUAAACAGUGAAAUGUAGUUCUUUACAAUAAAACAAUGUAUUCCAUGGGUUUCUUUUUUAAAUUA
Molecule: messenger RNA, 1678 nt
Organism: Oncorhynchus keta (chum salmon)
Lineage: Eukaryota; Metazoa; Chordata; Actinopteri; Salmoniformes; Salmonidae
Gene: lrrc3ca
Product: leucine rich repeat containing 3Ca
Exons: 2
Coding region: 410-1204 (264 amino acids)
Molecular function (GO): protein binding
Source: RefSeq, a predicted model, not a curated record